Aspergillus luchuensis is the source of this 858-nucleotide messenger RNA. RefSeq lists its product as uncharacterized. Bases 1 to 858 code for a protein of 285 amino acids. The transcript has a single exon. NCBI's taxonomy places the organism in Eukaryota, Fungi, Ascomycota, Eurotiomycetes, Eurotiales, Aspergillaceae. The record is from RefSeq and is a predicted model, not a curated record.
AUGGAACGGCAACUACCGACGCGUGGGGUACGCGUUUUUGAUUCUCAGAUAGCACCAGAACGCCAUGGAGUGAAGCGUGAAUAUGAAGAUCCGGUUACGCCUUUUGCGGACGGUACACAAGUAAGCGAGGGUUUCAGAUUCCUACCUGUGCCUACCGAGACGGAUGAUCUUCAAACGACUUGCACGAAGCUUGAAGAGCUAGCUAAAAUAGUCGAGCAAGGAAACAGUCUCGCACUAUUCACGGGACUAAAACUAGCAGCAUACCCAUCAAAAAGCGACCCGGAGAGCGUGGCCAUGAGCCAGCUGACAUCGCAAGAGCUGUGGAUGUAUGAGACUUGGAAGGAGAUGAAGACGAGACAAGACACCGAGUAUAAGAACGGUGACCGUUCCUGCAACGAAGGGGAUAGCAAUGGUAUGAAGCUACCGUACUUCGACUGGGAGCAGAACGUGGCGCCGGUGCCCCAGGGAGCUCAUAGUCUCAAGAGGUUUACGCAGCGGGCGGCGGCUAUGGACGUGGUCUUUGGCCAUCGAGGCGCUACACCUGAAAAUGCUUCCUGGCUUACGUCGCACAUGAUAUUUAUGCUACCCCUGGUAAAAGCUGUCACCAAGGUUACCAACAUUACAAAGAACCUUCAGAACAGCCAUCUGUCUCGCCAGACACGUGGGUUGACAGAGAUGGAGGUGGCCGAGGUUGAAACGGCACGCAAAUUGGUUUCUAUUGUGAAUAAGAAUCGGGCCCGAGAAAUGGAAAAGAUUCGCCGGUUGAUGAAAACGAUCGAGGGAUAUGCGUCAGUACUCAGAGAGCGCGCUGAAGCACUGGAGAGACUGAGGCACACCUCGACUAUGCAGCGACGAUGA